AUGAUUAGGCCUGCAGCAUCAGAACGGCAAACGCCCUUUUCAUUACAAAAAAUUACCUUAACUGAAUUGAAAUCAUCUCGAUAGCAUCCUCAAACUCCAUUCUUGAAUAGACUGUAUCCUAAAAGUAUUCAAAAGAAGCAUAUUGUAUAAUCCAAGCCUAUCACAACUGCUUAAUCACCUUUGAUAAGUUUGCUAAAGAACUCAAACUCUCACACAAAUAAUGGAGAGAAGGAAUAAGAUGACAAUGAUAGUAUAAAAAGACUAACUCAAAUAAAUAACUUGGGCAUGAAGAAAGUAAUGAAUCCAUAUGCUAUUGCUGAUCCAAGAGAUCAAUUAAGACCAAGUGAAAGAAACAAAAUGUCUUAGAGAUUUCAAUUACUAGAUCCUAAUAAGAAUGUUGUCAAAAUUCAUGUAGAGGAGUCAGAGGAUGAUGAUGAUAUUAAUAUUGAAGAAGUUCGAGGUUAGAGUGGAAGUAAAAUAAAUUUAUUCGAGAAAACCAAGCUCAGAGGAAUCAGCGGAGACAUGAUAUAGCUCUUGAGUGCUCGAAAUUCUCCAAGUGCUUUAAGACUCUUUGACGCUUAAGAUAUGAUAGAGUCUGAAAAUGGAUCAAACCUCUAAUCAUUUCAAAGCGUCCAAAAAAAAUAGUCAACUACAAAACUGAAUAAAAAUCAAGAUGAUAAUCAGGUUGAAACGCCAAACACGAGAAUGAGUAGGAAAUUCUAUGAAAAAUAUAAUAUAAAUCCUUUAGAGACAUUGCAGACUAUCAAGAAUCUAAAAAUGACAGAUAUGAGAUUGGAAAUUAGAUCUUAGGUUAAGAAGGAAAUGGAUGCGUUUUAGUCAUUUAUAAGGCAAUUUCCAUCAUAAAAAUAAAAUAAAAAAGGGUGUCAUUCAGAUAGGAUUGAAUAAUUUGCAUUACCUAGAGAGUUCGAUACCGAGGAUUCAAUUGUUAAUAAUAGUUAAGAGCUUAACAAAAGAAAAGAAUCUUCUACUAGUAAUAAAAUGAAUGAGUUAAAGUUGAUGAAAGGGAAGAAAGCAAUCGUGAAGAACAAUUUAGAAAAAAAGUAGGAUCAACUUUGGUAAGUAUUCUCCAUUUAGCCUAGAGCAUCAACAUCACAAAAUGUAAGAAGAAAUCAAAACAGAAGUCCAAGAAUAAAAGAACUGACAGAAUUGGAGAGAGGAACAAAAGUAAGAAAUGAAAAAUCAAGACCUAGGCAUUAAGUAUCAGUACUUUCGAUGGAAUAGCCAAUAAGAAGAGAAUCUCAAGGAGUAAAGUUAUCUCGUUUACAAGAAAAAGUUAUCUAAAAUACUCAUUAUAAGUCUUCUCAAUAACUACAGCACAACGAAGAGCAUAAUAAGAGUCCAGAAUAAAGAAAAUUGGAAGAGGAACUGCGGAGAAAUUAUUUCUUUAAAACUAGGCUAUACGAUAGAUUUAAGCCUAAACCAAGCGAGAGUCAAUCAAUCUAUAUUUCCAACCCAACUUAGAUACUUGAUAAGAUUUCUCUUAAUAAAAAUCUCCUACAUAAUACUCAAAACUUUAAGACAAUUUUGAAGUCAAAACAUUAGAAAACGCAAUCGUCACCUUUCUUAUAAUCUGUAAUGAGUUAAUAAAGAAACAUUAGAUCAUCAGUCAGUAAUUUUAGACCAACAUUCGGAAUGGAAGAAGAGGACCCAUCGAGACCUAAACUCUCUAUUUAAUCUCCAAGGUCUAUAAUUUAGCCGCAGCCUUAAGAAGAAGAAUAAAAAGCAAUUAAAAUCAUUAGAGAAUGCCUUAAGGCUUAGAAAUAGGCUCAAAUUGAAAAUGUAAAGAUGGAGUAUGAGCGGGAGAUGAUUAUAAAAUACUAUGAAGAUUUAGGGCAUCUAUUUCAACACUUAAUUCAAGAAGAGGAAUUUUUGGAAUCAAAUAAAGAGAAAAUUAGUGACAUUUUUAAGGAUUAUCUCUAAUAAAAAUAGGACUUUGUUGUGGGAAAGGGUAAAAAAGAUGUGCUUGAGGAUUUUAUUGAGUAAGAAUUAGAGGAAUACCUAGAAUUCAGGCAUCACGGGGCUACCCUAUAUGAUGCUAUAAUACAGAAAUACACUUAGCAAUUUAAUUAGCAGAGAAAAAAAAAGAAGAAAUUUUUACAGCUCGUGAUAUGA
Messenger RNA from Stylonychia lemnae, 2133 nucleotides. Lineage: Eukaryota; Ciliophora; Spirotrichea; Sporadotrichida; Oxytrichidae. The record is from the annotation of a GenBank genome assembly.